This is a messenger RNA of Trifolium pratense (red clover), 750 nucleotides long. RefSeq names its product cysteine-rich repeat secretory protein 38-like. Bases 1 to 735 code for a protein of 244 amino acids. The record is from RefSeq and is a predicted model, not a curated record. Lineage: Eukaryota; Viridiplantae; Streptophyta; Magnoliopsida; Fabales; Fabaceae. The transcript has a single exon.
AUGCAUUCCUCAAACCUUAUUAUUCUCUUCACAUUUACUUUUGCAUUCCUUAUGCAAACAUCUUUUGGAACGGACCCACUUUUUCAUUUUUGUUCAAACUCCGGUAAUUUCACUGCCCAAAGUCCAUAUAAAUCAAGCUUGAAAACACUCAUCAACUCACUUAUCUAUGAGACACCUUCAACGGGUUUCGACAAUGAGUCAGUGGGCCUGGCCCAAUACCAAAACCAACAAGUAUAUGGACUAGCUCUUUGUCGUGGCGAUGUAUCAACCUUAGAAUGCAAAACUUGUGUCUCAGAGGCAACUAAAGAAAUCCAACGUCGCUGCCCAUACAAUAAAGGCGCGACCAUAUGGUACGACAAUUGCAUGGUCAAAUACUUAAACAUUGAUUUCUUUGGUAAGAUUGAUAAUACAAGCAAGUUCUCUUUAUUAAAUGUACAAAAUGUUGAUGAUCCUAUCAAAUUCAACAACAUGACUAAGAGCUUAUUGAGCAUACUUGCUUAUGAAGCUUCUAUGCAUCAUAAAUUAUAUGCUAAUGGAGAAUUGAAGAUUGGAGAAUCAGAGAAAAUUUAUGGGUUAACUCAAUGCACUAGAGACCUUUCUAGUGUGGAUUGUAAGAAAUGUCUUGAUGAUGCAAUUAGUGAACUUCCAAAUUGUUGUGAUGGAAAAAAAGGAGGCAGAGUUGUUGGUGGAAGUUGUAACAUUCGAUAUGAAGUUUACCCGUUUGUUAAGGUGUAAACUUAAUUAAGCUAG